This is a messenger RNA of Acyrthosiphon pisum (pea aphid), 2738 nucleotides long. Its product is annotated as solute carrier family 2, facilitated glucose transporter member 1. Bases 218 to 1876 code for a protein of 552 amino acids. The transcript has 10 exons. Lineage: Eukaryota; Metazoa; Arthropoda; Insecta; Hemiptera; Aphididae. Gene Ontology annotation, cellular component: membrane. The record is from RefSeq and is a predicted model, not a curated record. Gene Ontology annotation, biological process: monosaccharide transmembrane transport. Gene Ontology annotation, molecular function: hexose transmembrane transporter activity.
UCAUAGCAAACCGCGCUAGUUUUUUGUUUGGGCGAACCGAUUACCUAGCGCGACCUUUUUCUAUCGGUUUUUUUGUUUGUUAUUUGUAAUUUUAUUCGUCUGUUUUAUAUCGUGUAAUACACUGUUUUUAUGAAUAUGUUUUCUAGUGAUUAGUGAUGUGAAGUUUUUGUUGGAUUGAUUUUUAACAAUAUUUUGAAGGUCGAGGAUAAUAAUUCUGAUGCCGCGGCCUGCAAUGUUGUAUUACGACGAUGAAGACGAAGAUGGAUCUCCCGACAGCGUGGGUUUUAUUGAGGAGGAUCAUCCCCUGCAAUUGCACGGAAACAGAGAAUUAGCGGCGCAGGCCGUUAAGCUGCUCCAAGUCCCAAGUCGGCCGGGCGAUGCGUCAUUUGCAUCGUCCACCACUGAUAUGGAUGUACCCAUUUAUGUGAGGGGUCCUUCGUCUAGGAGCCCAGGAAAUCGGAGCCUCAACGGAAGACUGUUGUUCGCCAUCAUAGCUUCGGCUUUCGGUUCGGCAUUCCAACAUGGGUACAACACAGGCGUGGUGAACGCUCCCCAAGCGCUGAUCGAAAAAUGGAUUAGCGGUGUGAUAUCUGGCAGAAACGACGGCAAACCAACGGACCAAACACAAGUGACAUUGAUAUGGGCCGUUGCGGUGUCGAUAUUCUGUGUCGGCGGUAUGGUCGGCGGUCUGAGUACAGGCUUCGUGGCCGAGAAGUUUGGUCGCAAGGGCGGUUUGCUAGUGUCCAACGCACUGGUCAUCCUGUCGGCUGCACUCCAAGGCGUUUCAAAGAUGUACUCAUCGUACGAACUAAUCAUCAUCGGACGUUUUAUCAUCGGUAUCAACUCCGGACUUAACGCUGGACUGACCCCAAUGUACCUGGCCGAGAUCUCUCCCAUGAAUUUACGUGGAUCCGUCGGAACCGUUUACCAACUGGUCGUUACAAUUUCGAUUUUGAUUUCUCAAAUAUUGGGCUUGGACUACAUUUUGGGUACAGCUGAACUUUGGCCCGUACUGUUGGCUUUAAUCAUCGCGCCAGCCAUAUUCAUGUUCGCCACAUUGCCUUUCUGCCCGGAAUCACCAAAGUACACGCUGAUCAACAAGAAGAAAGACAUCGAAGCCGAAAGAGGACUGCAGUGGCUGAGAGGAACGAUCGAAGUGCACGACGAGAUGGAUGAAAUGAGAGCCGAAAACGAGGCGAUGAAGGUCAUCCCGAAAGUAACUCUUCGUGAGAUGUUGUCGAACCCGAUGUUGAAAACUCCACUAGGAAUAUCUGUGAUGAUCAUGUUGUGCCAACAGUUGUCCGGUAUCAACGCCGUCAUGUUCUUCUCCACGAAAAUCUUCAAUAUGGCUGGGAUGAGCAAUGAUGGAGCCAAAUACGCCACGCUCGGCAUGGGUUCACUCAACGUGAUAAUGACGCUGAUCUCUCUGUUCUUGGUCGAACUCACUGGUCGAAAGACUCUGUUAAUGAUUGGAUUCUCUUCCAUGUUCGUCGUCACCGUUAUGCUUACUAUCGCUCUGAUGUUUGUGAAUGUCAGUUCCAUUGUGUCCGGUUUGGCCGUGGUACUCGUCAUGGCCUUCGUCAUCGCGUUCGCCGUCGGCCCGGGAUCCAUCCCAUGGUUCUUAGUGUCCGAAUUGUUCAACUCGUCUGCCCGACCAUUGGCCACCAGCAUAGCCGUCGGAGUCAACUGGACGGCCAAUUUCGUCGUCGGCCUGGGUUUCCUACCUCUGCAGGAAAUGUUGCAGUCAAACGUGUUCCUCAUAUUCGUCGUGUUGCUCGCGCUGUUCGUGUUGUACGUGUACAAAAAAGUUCCAGAAACCAAGAACAAGACUUUGGAAGAGAUUCAAAUGGGUUUCAGACAGGAAUCGUACAAAUAAUCAGGCGCGUCCUAGUAGUAAUAAUAAUAAUACUAUGACACCACCGAGAAAAAGAUUCCUCAGCCAGAAGCUAUAUAAUAUAAUACAAAUACAUAUAUUAUAUAUUAUAUAUUAUACGAGUACCUUUUUCAUUACAAUAUAAAAAAACAUUUAUGUGGUAAAAAAAAAAAAAAAUUAAAUCAUCAUAUUAUACAGUUGUAAUUAGAUAAAUUGAUCCCCCCUGCCCUAUAUUAUUAUUAUGUUAAUGAUUGUACAUGUUGCGUAUUGCACCCCGAAAACACCUUACCCUCAUGAAAUAAUAGAUUAUAAUAUAUAUUUUAUACCGCGUCCGUUUUUCCUGCGCCGCCCACAGAUUUAUAGUGGUCACCAACCGAAUUCGAUCAGUAAAAAUUAAUCUUCCAUUUCAGUAACCACCUGUUUUUUCAUCCAGAUAACAUUUUAUUUUAUUCUCGAAGAUAGUAUAUGCAUAUUAUUAUGGUUUUUUUUUUUUUUUUUUAUGUUUUCUGUUAGAAUCAUAAACAUUUUUGCCAAUAGUUUUAAUACUCGUAAAAUUGAAUUAUUUUUUCACGGGUAAAGAUUAUAAUAUUUUAAUUUAUUUUAUUAUAUUUUUUUUUUUUUGUGUAUUUUUUAUGAAAUAAAAGUGUAAUUAAUUUUAUCAUUGCAUUGUAAUACUAUUAUCCUAUCUACUAUAUUAUUGAUCCCUCAACAGAUAUUUAUAAAUCGUACCUGCACUAUACUACCAUGGUAUAGCGGAGAUCGAUCAAAAUAUUAUGUAUCAACUAUAGGUAUACCUGUUUACCUAUAAUUUUAAAAGAGAAGCAUGUUUGAUUGUAAUUUAAAUAGACUAACUACUAAUGUGUUA